AUGGAUAAUUUUACCUGCCACUUCGGAACUAAGGAGAUAAGCGACUUCCACUCAGGACGUACUGGAUAUACCGAUGAAAACGCCUCUCUGUGGAGACCAUGGACACAAGAUCAUUGUGGUCGAGGGACGGGCUCAGUUACGGCUCGCAUCAACACCAGCUCUUACGCAUUACCAGAUGCCACAAAGAAACCCAGAGAGGUCGUCCACCCUGUGAAGUUGUUCUGGCCAAAAUCGCAAUGCUUUGAUUAUUUGUACCAGGAUGCAGAGAUGCUGCUCCAAAACUACCCCGUCCAGGCGACCAUCUGCCCUUAUGCCGAAUCCAGCGGUGACGAAGAUGAGGAGGACAGUGACGAGGAGGACGAGAAAGAAAUGAACUGA
Sardina pilchardus (European sardine) is the source of this 378-nucleotide messenger RNA. Its product is annotated as protein ripply2-like. The transcript has 3 exons. Gene Ontology annotation, cellular component: nucleus. NCBI's taxonomy places the organism in Eukaryota, Metazoa, Chordata, Actinopteri, Clupeiformes, Clupeidae. Gene Ontology annotation, biological process: negative regulation of transcription by RNA polymerase II; embryonic pattern specification. The record is from RefSeq and is a predicted model, not a curated record. Bases 1 to 378 code for a protein of 125 amino acids.